GAUGUCCCCUUUAGAGUACCAGCAUAUUUAUACAGAAUACACACACUUCAUUGAAACGGAGCAGUUUCAUUUCUCAAGAUGACUAAGGCACAACGCAUUGCCGUGCACUUUUUCAUCCUCGCUGCUCUGCUGUUUGUGGGAAGCAGUGUGUCAUCUGAAAUUGACAAUUCUUCACUGUCUGAGGUCAUUGUGAACCAAGUGAAGGAUGUCGAAGUUAUGCGCAACAUGUCCAAAAAACCAAGCCUCCAACCCAAAGAGAGCAAGCCACUGAUAGAAACAUACAUCCUGAAGAAAGGUGCUCAAGUGUGUGUGAUGGCCAGGCUUGGUGUGGAGUUUGUGGUAAAAGAGAACAAGAAAACGUUGUAUUUUAACAUGGACCCCAAAUCCACCACGGCCACGGGAUACUGUUCUGACCAGAAAGCUGUCCUCUCGCUCGAAUUUGAUGGAGGAAACCUUCAAUUUACUUUCAUCAAGAACGGAGAUCAGUCAUAUGUGACCAAGCUGAGUACGCUGCUGGAGCCUGAACCUUCCUGUAAACAAUGCAAAAGACAAAGCUACCCUGGUGUAAUGGACCAUGAAAAGCUCUUUAAGACCAACAAGGGCAAGAGCUUCAAGUGCCAGUCAAGGACUACCCUAAAGAUGGCUGAUAACCUGAAGAUUAAACUAAUCCCUCUGCAGAUUCAAGCUUUUGACCUUCCCAUGAACACUUUUGGAAAAGAGACAGAGUGCUGGGCUGACUACACCAAAAGGAUCCUGCCCAUCGUGGUGGGUGCUGUGGUCGCAGGAAUAAUCCUCUGUGCCAUUUUGGUGUAUGUGAUGAAGCGUGAACGCCGUGGUCAAGGAUAUGAACAACUCUGAGUGUAAUCAUCACAAAAACCUCAAGAAACGAGACUGUUGUUGUCUAAAACCAGCCAGGCACUCCAUGAUUACAGCUUCAGAAUGCUCAGCAUUUAUCUACCAUCAUAUGCUAAUAAAAAAAAAUGUUUAAAAGAUGUUUACAAUUUUCCACCAUUGAGAAAGCUAAAUGUGAGUCUUCAAGCACUGAAUGUGUGAAUGGUAAAUGUGUAUUAAUGUUGAUUAAUGUAGGCCUCAUAUGACUUUUCUGUGUAUAAAAUUCAAUGCAAUAAAAUAGAGAG
This is a messenger RNA of Hemibagrus wyckioides, 1136 nucleotides long. RefSeq names its product lysosomal associated membrane protein 3 (gene lamp3). The record is from RefSeq and is a predicted model, not a curated record. Gene Ontology annotation, cellular component: membrane. Bases 79 to 858 code for a protein of 259 amino acids. The transcript has 6 exons. NCBI's taxonomy places the organism in Eukaryota, Metazoa, Chordata, Actinopteri, Siluriformes, Bagridae.